Malurus melanocephalus (red-backed fairy wren) is the source of this 495-nucleotide messenger RNA. RefSeq names its product dual specificity mitogen-activated protein kinase kinase 7-like. The annotation marks the transcript as partial. The record is from RefSeq and is a predicted model, not a curated record. The transcript is spliced from 5 exons. NCBI's taxonomy places the organism in Eukaryota, Metazoa, Chordata, Aves, Passeriformes, Maluridae. Gene Ontology annotation, biological process: protein phosphorylation. Gene Ontology annotation, molecular function: ATP binding; protein kinase activity.
AUGCGUCGCUCGGGGAACCGCGAGGAGAACAAACGGAUCCUGAUGGACCUGGACGUGGUGCUCAAGAGCCACGACUGCCCCUACAUCGUGCAGUGCUUCGGCACCUUCAUCACCAAUGUGAGACACGCUGGGGACAUUGGGGACAGAGAGCAGCAGAGCCACGACUGCCCCUACAUCGUGCAGUGCUUCGGCACCUUCAUCACCAACAUGGUGAAGGCGCUGCUGUACCUCAAGGACAAGCACAGGAUUGUGAAGGCGCUGCUGAACCUCAAGAACAAGCACGGGGUGACCACAGGGCGACAUGGGGGUGACAAUAAUGGGCUUAUAAUCGUGAAGGCGCUGCUGUACCUCAAGGACAAGCACGGCGUCAUCCACCGCGACGUGAAGCCGUCCAACAUCCUCCUGGACGAGCGGGGUCAGAUCAAACUCUGCGACUUCGGCAUCAGCGGCAGAUUGGUGGAUUCCAAAGCGAAAACACGGAGCGCCGGGUGUGCG